Molecule: messenger RNA, 1068 nt
Organism: Aphanomyces astaci
Lineage: Eukaryota; Oomycota; Saprolegniomycetes; Saprolegniales; Verrucalvaceae
Exons: 1
Coding region: 31-906 (291 amino acids)
Biological process (GO): poly(A)-dependent snoRNA 3'-end processing; nuclear polyadenylation-dependent rRNA catabolic process; exonucleolytic trimming to generate mature 3'-end of 5.8S rRNA from tricistronic rRNA transcript (SSU-rRNA, 5.8S rRNA, LSU-rRNA)
Cellular component (GO): nuclear exosome (RNase complex); cytoplasmic exosome (RNase complex)
Molecular function (GO): RNA binding
Source: RefSeq, a predicted model, not a curated record
GCUUCCUCGACCAACCACAACACAUACAAGAUGCUCGAGCUGCGCGGCACCACGGCGCUGGACGACUUCUCCCAUGCUCCCCAAGACAGCAAGGUCACGGACCGACUUCGUUCGCAGUACGUCGUGGUCACUCCUGGCCAGGUGAUCACAAGUGAGCCGGGGUUCUUGCGAGGCCACGGAACGUACGUCGAAGCCGGCGAGCUGCUCGCGAGUGUGGCGGGUAUCGUCGAAAAGGUGAACCAACUGGUGAGCGUGCGGCCACUUGUGAGUCGGUACAUUGGUGAAGUGGGGGACAUCGUAGUCGGUCGCAUCUCUGACGUUGCGAACAAGCGGUGGAAAGUGGACAUCAACGGCCAACAGGACGCGGUGCUGAUGCUCACGUCGGUGAACUUGCCGAGCGGGGCCCAGCGUCGUCGCACGGCCGAAGACCAGCUUCAGAUGCGCGAGUUCUUCGAGGAAGGCGACCUCAUCAGUGCCGAGGUGCAGGAAGUGCGGUACGACGGCACCAUGUGGCUCCACACACGCAGCUUGCGCUAUGGCAAGCUCGAGAACGGCCAGCUCAUCGUCGUGCAGCCGUCCUUGAUCAAACGACUCAAGCAGCAUCUCGUGCAGCUGCCCGGCCUCGGCGUCGACGUCAUCCUCGGGUGCAACGGGUACCUGUGGAUCACCCGCAGCAUGGACGACGUGGUGGCCACUGACGGCGCGCAGAACGAGCUCACGGCGGACGCGUGGACAGAGCGCAAGGUGAGUCACGCGAACACUGUCACAGACGCGGCGGAUCGGCACCAGAUUGCGCGGGUGUACAAUGCCCUCGCGAGCUUAAACGCGCGCUUCCGACUCAUCUCCCCUGAGAGCAUCCUCGAGACCAUCCAAGCGCUAGAACGUGGAGAUGACUCGGACGCCUAAAACGACAAACAUUCCUAGAUGUAAUAACGAAAAGUCGCUGUAUUACAUAGCACUACCAAACAAAGAACGCAUCAUGCUAAACCGAGUAAGUAUACGCGUUGUUGACUAGGAGUAUUAAGUAGUAUUGUACUAGUAAUUAAUACUAAAGUACUUCGAAGUAUG